Leguminivora glycinivorella is the source of this 2594-nucleotide messenger RNA. RefSeq names its product transcription factor RFX3 (gene Rfx). Gene Ontology annotation, molecular function: DNA-binding transcription factor activity, RNA polymerase II-specific; RNA polymerase II cis-regulatory region sequence-specific DNA binding. The transcript has 18 exons. The record is from RefSeq and is a predicted model, not a curated record. NCBI's taxonomy places the organism in Eukaryota, Metazoa, Arthropoda, Insecta, Lepidoptera, Tortricidae. Gene Ontology annotation, biological process: regulation of transcription by RNA polymerase II. The coding region runs from base 1 to 2100 and encodes 699 amino acids.
AUGUCCGAGAUGGGCUUUGAGAAUGUGUUUUACCUGGAGAACUUUGAGUGCUGUGGCGACGAGGUGCUAGUGGAGUCGUCGCCGCCCGCCUCGCCGGUCAUGGCGGCGCGGCUCGCCCAGCCUGCGCAGGGAGCGGGCGCGGGCGGCGGCGCGUCGCCGAGCGCCGUGCGGGAGCUCAUCGUCAUACCGGAGAUCUCCAACACCAUCAGCCUGCAGCAGGCCAUACAACAGGUGUCAAGCACGGUGGUGGAAGUCAACGGUGACAGCUCCGGCCACUCGAGCCCUACGACGGAGGCCCAGCACACAUACAUUACUGUAGCAAUGCAGGACGAAUGGCAGCACGAGAUCCACCCAUUGCCCGUCAAGGCCGAGAUCCACAGUGACCAAGAAAGCGAGGGCAGUAAUGGGGUCAACUAUCAUGUGCAAUACGUGGAGCCGCAGGAGAUCUACACGCAGGGUCAUGAGACGCAUAUGGAAACCCUACGCUCCUACCCCGUGUACGGUGUCGCAACAGUCAACGCGACCGAGCAACCGACGGAAUCAUGGAGCGCCGACGAAUUCUCAUACAGCGUGGUGGCAGGAACUGAUGAGGCUACAUCGCCCGCGCCCGCUUCGGCUACACCGCCGCAGCCGCGUAUGCCGCCCGCCACCGUGCAGUGGCUGCUUGAUAACUACGAGACUGCCGAUGGCGUAUCUCUGCCCCGGUCAACUCUGUACGCGCACUACCUCAGACACUGUUCCGCGCACCGACUGGACCCGGUGAACGCGGCAUCCUUCGGCAAACUCAUCCGGUCCGUGUUCGUCGGACUUCGGACCAGGCGGCUCGGCACUAGGGGCAACUCCAAGUAUCACUACUAUGGCAUCAGGGCGAAAGCCAGUGUUCCGGCUUCGCCGCCGCCCGACCCCAACGACGACAAGGCUGAUGUCCAAGAUAUGCAGGAGUCCCGCGACCGCGAGGCGGAGGCCACGGCCCCCGCGGGCGGCGUCCCCGGCCUCGCGCACCGCCAGUACCUCGGCGCCGUGGUCGCCGGCUCGCCGCCCGCGCCGCCGGCCCUGCCGCCCGCCGCCGCGCAUGAGCUGCCGCCCUCGUCUCUCACGGCACUGCAGGAACACCACCGUGAGCACGGCGUCGAAUUCCUCGAAGCCGUGGCGGCGCUAGAUAUAGCGGCCGUGGAGCGCUCGCGCCGCAACUUCUGGCGCAGGCCGCCGGCAGCACUGUGCCGCCGCGUGCUGUACCGGCUCGCUGCGAGGAAGGACGUUGCUGCUUGGUUGCGAAGAGCCGAUUUAGAACUCUAUCAGCGGGCCGUGGAGUUGUUACUACCCGAUGUUUUACGGCCGAUACCGCCGCAGCUAACACAGGCAAUCCGCAACUUCGCAAAGAGCCUAGAGUCUGCGCUAGCGGCGGGGUCAGGCUGCGCGCCGGCGGCCGCGAGCCGAGCGCAAGCGUCGGCGGCGGCGGCGCUAGCGGCAGCGUUGCGGCGCUACACCUCGCUCAACCACCUUGCACAGGCUGCGCGCGCCGUGCUCGCUAACCAGCACCAGAUACAACAGAUGUUAUCCGAUUUGAACCGUGUGGACUUCCGCGUGGUGCGCGAGCAGGCGGCGUGGGCGUGCUCGUGCGGCAGCGCCGCCACUGCGCACCGCCUCGAGGCCGACUUCAAGGCCACCCUAGGGCGCGGCGCAACCCUGGAGCAGUGGGCCGCGUGGCUAGAAGGGUGCGUCCGCGGCGCUGCAUUAGCGGAGCAUGAGCAGCGGCUAGACUACACGGCUCGAGCUCGACGCUUGUUGCUCGACUGGUCGUUCUACUCGUCGCUAGUUAUACGCGAACUUACACUACGAUCGGCGGCGUCGUUCGGCUCGUUCCACCUGAUCCGGCUGCUGUACGACGAGUACGUGUCGUACCUGAUCGAGCGCCGCGUGGCGCAGCACCACCGCGCGCCGCCCAUCGCCGUCAUGCAGCGCGCGCCGGAGGAAGAAGAAGAGGUAGCCGAAGAGCCUCCCCGGGAGGACGAGGAGGAAGGCGAAGGCGACUGGGACUGGGGCGACGACGACGAAGAAGAGGACGAGCCGCUGCCCUGCAAGAAGGGCAAGCCCGAGUGAACGCCCGCUGGCUCCAGUAAAUCCAAUAAAACUUCAAACAAGCUUCAGGACAGUAAGACUGUUUUUUCUAAUUCGAUCCUACUUCUCGAAGUCAGGCCGAGACAAAACGACGACGAGCUAAGCGUCCAGCGGCCCGCAUUGCGUUUUUCAUCACCGAUAUGCAGAUUGCCAUUUUCGUCCGCUGCAAUAUUCGAUGGAAUGUGUCACCUGGACGCCUACCUUUAGACGAUCUGCUACCUAAGAGUUGCAAGGCCAAGCUGGAUAAUAUAAUAUAUAUAUUAGGCCUGUAUUUUUUUUAUCCGCCAAUCGAAUACACCCCAAUUUCUUCCUACUUUAUACUCUAAAUCCUUGUCCAUUUUAUACUAACUUUUACUGUCCUGCAGCAUGAAAUUAGAAACAUUAAGGUUGAAAUGUUUGCUUGUCCAGCACAGCCUGACUAAUCCAGCUUGGCUUUGCGACUCUUAGGUAGCAGUUCGUCUAAAGGUAGGCGUCCA